CUAGACUCUUUCAAAGUCUAUAGACAUGUAAAAGCAAAAAUCUUUCGUUUUUCAAAGGCCUAAUCGAAUCAAUUCAAUGGUGCUUCAAUUUGAUUCCGGCGAAAAUCCUUUCUUCCGGCGGCUUCUGCGUCUGUUCUAGGGUUCCCUCGUCCUGCAAUUUGUUCUGUUAUUUCCGAAUCAAACUCUUCAGAGCCAUCCGAUUUAUUUUUUUGAUUGCAUUUGUUAGAUUCUGCAGUUAUCAAGGGAUGCACACAAAAUCUUCACGUUUUUAAUUGUUAACACUAGAUAAUUGAUGACAAGUGUAUAAGUAAUUAGUUAGGUAAAACUCACAUUUGAGAGAGUGGUUUAGAAGAGAGUUAAUUAUUUUUGUAAAAAAUGGAUGCUGCAAGGCGAUGGUUCAACAAGUUUAAAUCAAAAGAUAAGGUAAAGUCUUCUAAGAAAAAGGAAGCAACAGGUAAUUCAAAAUUGAAAGAGGGGUCUAAAGCCCCAACAAGUGAAGAAGCACCAUCUAAUGUAACCAAACAGCGGGUAGCAGCUGCGAAGGAGUACAUUGAAAACCAUUACAAGAAGCAGAUGAAAGACCUCCAGGAGAGGAAGGAACGACGUAACAUUCUAGAAAAGAAGUUGGCUGAUGCUGAGGUCUCCGAAGAAGAGCAAAACAAUUUACUGAAGCAUUUAGAGAAGAAGGAAACAGAGUACAUGCGUUUGCAGAGGCAUAAGAUGGGAGCUGAUGAUUUUGAGCCAUUGACUAUGAUAGGAAAGGGUGCAUUCGGAGAGGUUAGAGUCUGCAGGGAGAAGGCAACUGGGCAUGUAUAUGCCAUGAAGAAGCUUAAGAAAUCAGAGAUGCUUCGCAGAGGCCAGGUUGAACAUGUUAAAGCUGAGAGGAAUCUACUAGCAGAAGUUGACAGUAAUUGCAUUGUUAAAUUAUAUUGCUCAUUCCAGGAUGAAGAGUAUCUAUACCUCAUCAUGGAAUAUUUACCUGGUGGAGAUAUGAUGACUUUACUGAUGCGCAAGGAUACACUGACUGAGGAUGAGGCCAGGUUUUAUGUUGGGGAAACUGUCUUGGCCAUUGAAUCCAUUCACAAACAUAAUUAUAUUCAUAGAGAUAUCAAGCCUGACAACCUGCUGCUGGAUAAAAAUGGUCAUAUGAAAUUAUCAGAUUUUGGACUUUGUAAACCUCUAGACUGCAGUAAUCUCCAGGAAAAGGAUUUAUCCAUGGCAACAAACCUAAGUGGGGCCCUGCAGAGUGAUGGGCGUCCUGCAGCACCAAAACGUACACAGCAGGAGCAAUUGCAGCAUUGGCAGAGGAAUAGACGGAUGCUUGCUUAUUCUACUGUUGGUACACCUGACUACAUUGCUCCAGAGGUUUUGCUGAAAAAAGGAUAUGGCAUGGAAUGUGAUUGGUGGUCUCUUGGUGCCAUCAUGUAUGAAAUGCUUGUUGGAUAUCCACCAUUUUAUUCAGACGAUCCAAUGACAACUUGUAGGAAGAUAGUAAAUUGGAGAACUAAUUUAAAAUUUCCAGAAGAGGCAAAGUUGUCUCCAGAAGCAAAAGAUCUUAUCAGUAAGCUUUUAUGUAAUGUUGAGCAGAGACUUGGUACAAAAGGCGCAGAUGAAAUUAAGGCCCACCCGUGGUUCAAGGGUGUUGAAUGGGACAAGUUAUAUCACAUGAAAGCUGCAUUUAUUCCAGAAGUCAAUGAUGAGUUGGAUACUCAAAACUUUGAGAAGUUUGAAGAGGCUGACAACCAAAUGCCAACUACAACAAAGUCAGGUCCAUGGCGAAAGAUGCUUUCAUCCAAGGAUAUUAACUUUGUGGGUUACACAUACAAGAACUUCGAAAUUGUAAAUGACAAUCAGUUACCUGGGAUUGCUGAGCUGAAGAAAAAGAGCACAAAGCCUAAGAGGCCAUCCAUCAAAUCCCUGUUCGAAGAUGAGUCGGCUGUAUCUGCCAAUCAACCUGUUCAUGGGAGCUUCUUAAACCUUUUGCCACCCCAACUAGAAGACCCUGAGAGUCAGAUCAAAAAAUGACUGCAGCAAUUUUCCUCUUUACACUAUAUGGCACAAGAUGGCACCAGUUACAAUCAUAUUCUUCUCUGGUGAAUAGAUUUUCCUUUUCCACAUCUUGCAGUCCAUUUUUGUUAAUGAAAGUUUCAUGGUCAAAUGGCCCCUCUUAACAAAUGGUUUGAGACGGUGAUUGGAGUAAUCUUGUUCUUUCCUGAGAUGAUUCUUUGAUAUUUGUUGUGUAUUUUUACCACGUUAAGUCAAGAAGCAAGAAGUUGGUGUAGAAUAAUGUUACUGUUUUUCCUCAUGUAAUUAUUAAGUUUAUUGUUUUUUGUUGAAUUGUUUAUAACUUCAAAUUACCACUAUUC
Rubroshorea leprosula is the source of this 2366-nucleotide messenger RNA. NCBI's taxonomy places the organism in Eukaryota, Viridiplantae, Streptophyta, Magnoliopsida, Malvales, Dipterocarpaceae. The record is from the annotation of a GenBank genome assembly.